This is a messenger RNA of Cornus florida, 3312 nucleotides long. Its product is annotated as protein MALE DISCOVERER 2-like. NCBI's taxonomy places the organism in Eukaryota, Viridiplantae, Streptophyta, Magnoliopsida, Cornales, Cornaceae. The record is from RefSeq and is a predicted model, not a curated record. Gene Ontology annotation, biological process: protein phosphorylation. The coding region runs from base 942 to 3053 and encodes 703 amino acids. Gene Ontology annotation, molecular function: protein binding; ATP binding; protein kinase activity. The transcript has 14 exons.
GAGACAGGGAGACAGAGGACUAGGUAAAAGCGCGUCCGAGUUCAUGGGAUGUGGGAGCCUUAACCACCACUCAAAAGAACCGCGAAAACUGACACAUACGCCGGCGUUGCCAACAGUGCUCCCGCCGGUAACAUCUGCCCUGGGCCCACCAUACUCAAUUUAAAAAAUAAAAAAUAAAAAAUAAAAGAUUAAGAAAUUGGGUACAAAAAAAGAAAAAAGGAAAAAAAAAAAAAAAAAAAAAAUAGAGCACGGUGUGUUGGGGGUGACCCGGGUGGGGACUCCGGUUGUGGGGGUCAGAGGGAACAAAAUUGAGAGGGCGACACAGAGAAAGCUCUCAGCCCUCUUCCGGAGAAGAUGGUCAAACAGAGUUGUCUCCUCUGAGAUCAUCCUGAAAAGGGCAGUCAAGAGAGAAAUAUCAAAUUUUAAUAUUAAUUAUAUUAUUUUUCACAAUUUUUUUUUCCUUCUCUUUUCUGCCUUUUGAGUCUCAACAAUCUCUCCUACCUAUGAUUAUCAUCAUCAUCAUUUGCACACUCAAAAGUUAACAACAUCAGCAAAUAUAUUAUACCAUUGACUGCCCUUUUGCCCUUUCUUUCUGAUAAUUUGUGAGCUGGGUUAUGCAGAAAAAGGAGUUGUUGUAACCUAAAACAAAAAAAACUGCAAGAUGAGGGACCCCAAUUCAGUCAUUCGUAUCAAAAGGGCUGGUGAUUUUACUUUUAUUUGUAAUAUAGUUUAUGCCCAAUACUGAAUUUAAUUACAUACAUCUGUAUAUUUAUUUGUGUGCGCAAAUAGAACAAGUUGUUGUUGUUGUUGCUUCAUGAUUUGUUAGGAGUCUGAGUAAAUCUAGGAGUUUUUUUUUUUGGUAAAGUGAAGAAGAAAAAAAAUCAAAAUCUGGCUAUUCUGUAUAGAGUCCUGACAGUCAGGGGCCUCCACCACUGCGACAAAUGGUUUAUCGAGCAAUGAGGGGUGGAUGGAACUCUGUUGGAAUCCAGUUAUCAUAUGUUGCACUAUUGAUUCUUUUUCUGGAAAUUCGAGGGUGUUGGUCUCUUAAUUCAGAAGGAUUGGCAUUGUUAAAAUUCCGGUCUGGGGUGGAUUAUGAUCCAUAUGGUGCUUUUAUGAAUUGGAAUUCUAAUGAUGACGACCCAUGCAUGUGGCCGGGUGUUUAUUGUGUUGAUGGUAAAGUGCAAAUGCUGGAUCUCAAAGGGCUUUCUUUGGGAGGAGUAGUAGCUCCAGAUCUUUGGAAGCUUACUCACUUAAGAUCUCUUGUACUUUACAAGAACCGGUUUUCUGGUGUCAUUCCUAAAGGAAUUGGAGGGCUUAGAAAGUUGGAGGUACUGGACCUGAGAGAUAAUAACAUGAGUGGAACUAUUCCAGCAGAAAUUGGGGGUUUGCAGUCACUUAAACGCUUGUUGCUUUGUAAAAAUAAAUUUGAAGGGAGCAUUCCUCUGGAGCUUGGGAGGCUGAAUUUGCUCUCUGAAAUGCAAUUUGAUAAAAACCUUGCGUCUGCUAUGGCUGCUGGGACUGGCUGUGUAAAUAGGAAAUUUGGACACUGUCUGAAGAAAGCAUAUUCCUAUGUAAUCCCAAUCAAAAGGACACGUAUACGUUACCUCAAUGUGGUUCCAUUGUUCAAGUUCAGAAAGGCCUCCUUCCGCCACAUUACUAUUCGCAGUGACUAUCUAAAAACAGAUUCAUCUGAGUUGCGUAUGCUCCAGAAUGUACACAACCUGUUUAAUAUUGUAAGGCGUAGACUACUUCAACAGUCCAGUAACAUUGCCGCUGCCCCUGCAACUGCAAGUGGUGGCCCCCCUACCGAGCAGAUCAUUGCUCUUCCAUCUACCCGAAGUAGUGGAGCUUUCCCAGCUGUACCAAAUGGAAAGAAGGGACUUCCAUCUGCACCUUCUCCUCCACUUACAUCUAAUCCUGAUGGCGAUUCUUCUGGUUCUGAAAAACAGCCUUCAGCUGGUGGAACUUCUAAAACAUGGAAGUAUGUAGCUGUGGUUUUCGGGGUGAUUAUCUUGCUCGUUGUUGCUGCAGCCAUUUUUAUCGUGUGUCGAAGUCAAGCAGCAGCCAUACGUCCUUGGAGGACGGGACUGAGUGGACAGUUGCAAAAAGCAUUUGUUACAGGGGUUCCUAAGCUGAACUGGGCAGAGCUAGAAACAGCCUGCGAGGAUUUCAGCAACAUUAUCAGUACUCGUCAGGAUUACACUAUAUACAAGGGAACACUAUCAACUGGAGUUGAGAUUAGUGUUGCAUCAACUUCAGUUACUUCCAUCAAAGACUGGGCAAAACGUUCACAAGUGGCCUACAGGAAGAAGAUUGAUACACUGGCACGUGUGAACCAUAAGAACUUUAUUAAUCUUAUUGGCUACUGUGAGGAGGAUGAACCCUUUGUUAGGAUGAUGGUGUUUGAGUAUGCUCCAAAUGGAACCCUUUCCGAGCAUCUCCAUGUGAAAGAAGUUGAACAUCUUGACUGGAACACACGGAUGAGAAUUAUUAUGGGAAUUGCUUACUGUCUUCAGUACAUGCAUGCCCUGAAUCCUCCUGUGGCACAUACGAACCUGACUUCAAAUGCCAUAUACUUGACAGACGAUUAUGCUGCUAAAAUUGUGGAGAUCUUUUUCUCAAAAAACACUGCAGCCAAGUCAAGGAUUUCAGGGGAAAAUGAAUCGGGGCAUUCUGAACUUCCACGACCUGCUGAUCUAGAAUCAAAUGUUUAUAACUUUGGAUUAUUGUUGCUUGAAAUCAUUUCUGGGAAGCCCCCUUACUCGGAAGAACAAGGGCCUCUUGUGGACUGGGCUGCUGAAUACCUGAAUGACACAAGGAGCAUCGGCUACAUGAUUGAUCCUACCCUGAAGUCAUUCAAAGAUGACGAACUUGACGUAAUCUGUGAGGUGAUCCAAGACUGUAUUCAACCGGACGAAGGAAAGAGACCAACCAUGAAGGAAAUUAUUUCCAAACUGAGGGAAGUAAUUGCUAUAUCUCCUGAUGCAGCGACUCCGAGGCUUUCUCCCCUCUGGUGGGCUGAACUCGAGAUCCUAUCCGCAGAGGCAACUUAAAGUUUACUCUCUGUUUCCCAUGUUGUAAGUCUCUCUAUUGGUUUGUAUUAAUAUGAAAAAUAAUGCCUUUUUGUCCUUCCACUAAAUUAAAUACCAUCACUACGUAGUAUUUAACCAUGUUCUUGUCUCUGUUUCUCUCCAUCAUGUUGUUGUGAUGGUUCAUUCUAUUUAAUUAAUUUCCUAUUCUUUGUUCACUCUAUUCCACAAUAAAAUUGUUUCAUUUACUGUGCGGCUUGCCUGCAAUUUAUACCUGAUAUAA